This is a messenger RNA of Acanthopagrus latus (yellowfin seabream), 4750 nucleotides long. It is a transcript of the gene usp6nl, whose product is annotated as USP6 N-terminal like. The record is from RefSeq and is a predicted model, not a curated record. The coding region runs from base 772 to 3462 and encodes 896 amino acids. Lineage: Eukaryota; Metazoa; Chordata; Actinopteri; Spariformes; Sparidae. The transcript is spliced from 15 exons.
GAAACAACAAAAAAACAACACAGAAUAAGCAUGAAGGGAUAUUUAAACAUGUGCAUUAAAAAAAGUUCAUUUUCAUAUAAUAAGAUAUGAAAUGUACAUGUAAAAUUAAAAUAUUGAUCAGUGUCUUCAUAAAAGAAGAUUAUAUCUAUAUUCUUGAAGUUAAUUUUGGUUUCACAUGACAUUUAAAGCAUUUUACAUCAAUCUAAAUAAAUAAAUAAAUGCAUAAGUUUGUUGUGUAAAAUUAAGUGUAUAAUUCUAAAGUACACUUUCUCAGACUUUAUUGUCUGAGAACUGUCAUGAUGACGAAGACUCUGGCAUUUUAUCUCUCACCAAUCACAACAAUAUUUCCACUCAGAGAGUAAAAAACAAACAUCUUAAUGGGUCAGCGUGUCUCGGUUCGGUGUGAGUGUCGCAGGCUGGACUGAGCUGCAGCAGAGGCGGCAGCAGCAGCAGCAGCAGCAGCAGCAGCAUCCACCCGGUGAGGUCAGAUCAGCCCGGCGGGCGGCGCAUUGCUACCUGGCUGCGAUCCUGCACGGCUUUUCCACACUGGAGUUUGAGAAGUGCCCUGGACUUCCUGGUACGGGACCAUGGACGUUUUCAGCUCCAGUUCGGCCGGAGCAAUACCUGCAGCGAUGUGAUUCGCGAGGACCCGUCGAGUUGAGAGCAAGGUCAUGAGUGCCUCUAGGAAAUACCCAGUGGAUUAUAACCUCACCUGUCCAAAGCCCCGCCCUACCUGGGCCUCGCCCUGCCCCCCACCCCCGGACUCCCACCAUGACGUCUGAUACCGAGCAGGAUGCGGCGGUGAAACUUGACCAGGAGCGGGCUGAGAUAGUCGCCAAAUAUGACAAGGGUAAAGAGGCCGUCGUGGAGCCGUGGGAGGACACAAACUUCCACCUGUACAAAGUCAUCGACCGCUUUGGCUUCGUCCAUGAGAAUGAACUCCCGUCCUACGACUCCGUGGAGGAGAAGCAAAAACACACGGAGGUGGAGAGGACCUCCAAAUGGCUGAAGAUGCUGAAGAGCUGGGACAAAUACAAGAACAGCGAGAAGCUGGUCAGGAGGAUCUAUAAGGGAAUUCCCCUGCAGCUCCGAGGGGAGGUGUGGUGCCUGCUGCUCGACGUUCCCAAGAUCAAGGAGGAGAAGAAAGACUUCUACGAGAAACUAAAGGCCCGAGCCAGAGGAGUCUCCCCGGACAUCCGUCAGAUCGACUUGGACGUGAACCGGACCUACAGGGACCACAUCAUGUUCAUGCACCGCUACGAUGUCAAGCAGCAGGCUCUCUUCCACGUCCUCACAGCCUACUCCAUGUACAACACGGAGGUGGGCUACUGCCAGGGCAUGAGUCAGAUCACAGCUCUGCUGCUCAUCUACAUGAAUGAAGAGGACGCCUUCUGGGCGCUGGUCCGACUGCUGUCUGGGCAGAAGCACGCCAUGCACGGGUUUUUCGUCCCCGGCUUCCCAAAGCUGAUGCGUUUCCAGGAGCACCACGAUCGAAUCCUGAAGAAGAUGAUGCCCAAACUGAAGCAGCACCUGGACAGCCAAGAGGUGUUUACCAGCCUCUACACCAUGAAGUGGUUCUUCCAGUGCUUCCUGGACAGAACUCCCUUCACCCUCACCCUCAGGAUCUGGGACAUCUACAUCUUGGAGGGUGAGAGAUUGCUGCCUGCCAUGUCCUACACCAUCCUCAAACUGCACAAGAAGCACCUGAUGAAGUUGUCCAUGGAGGACCUGGUGGAGUUUCUGCAGGCGUCACUGUCCAAAGAUUUCUUCUUCGAGGACGACUUUGUGAUCGAGCAGCUUCAGGCGUCCAUGACGGAGCUCAGGAGGGCGAAGCUGGAACUGCCUGCACCAGGUAAAGAGGAUGAGUUUCCCAAGAAGCCUCUCGGGCAGCUUCCUCCUGAGCUGGCAGCAGCAGCAGCAGCGAAUCACGUGGCCAACGGUCAGAGCCAUGCCGAGCCAGCCGAGCCUCCCAGGGAACCGAGUCCUGUACCAGACCGUCAGCGGGACAGUCGGCCCCCGAGCCGGUCACGCCGGGACUCGCUGGAGAAACAUAUCCGCCACCACAAGGCUGAAAGGAAGGACGUUCGCUCCAGAGGAUCAGGGGAGAUCCCCAACGAGCAGCGAAAGCAGUCAGCCUCAACUACGCCUGAGAGGGGGACGACACCAACCUCGGCCCCCAUCUCUACACCACAACACAUCAUGGUGGAUAGAAGGAAGCCUCAGAGCCACGCAACCGCCAACCACAACUCCAACGCAGCCUCCAGCUCUCACAAGGAGAUCACUCCCCGCUGGUUCAAACCCUCCGAGACUAAGCUGGAAGCAGCCAAAGCCGCGGCAGCCCGGGAAGUCAGGCUGAGCCGAGGAGCAUCGCCAGCCCCUUCCAGUCCAGAAGACAGUGCUCUGAACCACCGGCGGCCUCGCUCCAAGGGCUUCAUCCCCGGUGCUGACCGAGGCUCCAACGCCUCCCAGUACGACAACGUUCCAGGGCUGCCAGAGCAGGAAAUCGAGAUCCUGGAGCUUGAGAGACCUCCGUCCAGAAUGAGGACCCCUCGCAGUGAUACACCCUUCAGUAUAUCAUCCCUCCAUCAGGGCAGCCCCAGCUGUGGACCAAGUCUGGCUGGGAGCGUCGUGUCCAUCCCAUCAGGGCAAAGGAUGGCCAAACAUCCACUUCCUCAUCCGUUUUCCCACAACAGUCCAGCAGGAGUCCAGGCUGGCUACCCUGGCAGCCAGAGCCAGUACCACACGCCUCCUCAGCAGCAGUCCCCCGGCAGAGCUACAACAGAGGUCCCCAUCUUCCAUCCCGCCUACAGUGUGAGCCUGGACCACCGAGGAGAGGACAGACUCUACGGUCCGCCCGCCAGAUUCACCCCACCAUCCAGUGUGGCGUACGGGGAACGAGCGUACGCCACCACCCAGCGGCAGCCCAACAGCCUUUCCCCAGAGAAGGCUCUCAUGAACAACUCCUACACCACCUAUCGCAGGCAGCCGCCACCUAGCUCCACCCACAACCCCCGUAACGCCAGGCCCCCCCCGGAGCACUCCCUGCAGCUGGAAUCCCAGGGGAGCUCCACCCCAAUCUACCUGCAACAGCUCACCUCCACCGCACAGGUCUAUGCUCCGGUGGACUACAGGUUCGAGGGCCAUCGGAGAGCCGAGGCGAACCCGCACUACCUACCAGAAAGCGGGUCUCGGCGGCCCGUAGAGGUGAUCCCAUGGGCGGACGAUGACCUGCCCCCUCAAUCCCCUGGUGGGAUGCCCCGCUCGCCCAGCUUCCAGCGAGCCCAAAUGUCUCCGGUUCAGGAGUUCACUUUUCCAGACAACCCAGACAGCCUGCAUCACUACAGGACACAGUUCCAGGAGCAGCAGCCUGUCAUGAGGCAACAGCUCCCCCAGCUGUUUGGAGGACCACACUACAGGCACGCACAGGAGGCGUUUGCCAUGCAGGAGUCCAUGCUGCUGUGAUCGGACAAUAAAGAAAUGGCGAGACACUGUAAUAAACUGAGUGUAGUCACCAACACUGUGGUAAAGACGAGCAGUAGUCCUAGCUUUGUUAGGUACCGGGUUUUGUUUCUGCUCACUUGUUCUUUAUGUGUGAAGUACUGACCUUCUGACUGUCUCGCUGCAUCGUAAUGUUGCAGGACACACCAGCCUCUGACGUUUUUACUGAUCACUUUAAAAAGAGAAAAAAAAAAACUGACUGAAGAUUUUAUUUUAUUUUUGGAUGUAAAUCAUUAACGAGAGGUGACAGUAUAUAUCUUUUAGAGUCUGAUAUGUACAGUGGAUGUUUUUGUUAAUAUGCUGAGUUGUUAUCAUUAGCAGGGGAGCGUUCUCCUGAGAGAGUAAAACUCCGACUUAUUUUCCAUCUUUAUUUUUUUAUAUGUUACUUGCAGAUAUUUACAUUAGAGAUCGAUUUACUCUAUAUGCUUGUGAAUGUUAUUUUUCAAACAGACAAAAUAAUAUUAUGUCCAAUGAUAGAAUUAGAGAGCAGUGAUGAACGGAUCACUGUGAGUUUUGAUUUCAAUUUUGAAGCGCCUCCACUGUAGAAAGAGCAGAGUUUGUUGUUUAUUUUCUAGUUUUCAGUUACAGGGAUUAUUUUCAGUCCAGAUUAACUGAUGUGCAAUUCAUUUCUCUCACACGUGAAGUACAAUUGAUCUCUUUCACACGUGAAGUACAGUACAUUGGGUAUUUACAUGUAUUUGAAGCCAGUGUAGUUAUUAAAAUCCAACCCUGAUUAGAGACACAAGACAUAGAGCUAAUUUGUGAGGGCUAAUAAUAUAUAUAUUUUUAUGUUUGAUGGCUUGUAACCAUUGGUAACUUGUUUUUUUAAUUGCUUUACUGUUGUUACCACAUCAUGAGCACAUGCAGCCAGAGAUGGAUGUGAACUAGUUUCAGAACAAGUUUGCUUUACAUCAUUAUGUCUUAUUAUUCUCAACACUGUCAUAUCAACUACUGUUCAGCUGCUGGCACUUCCACUGGCAUACAGAGUCAUCUGGCACACACACACACACACACACACACACACAUUUUGCACACACUACAUAUCACAGAUGUGUGAGUCACACAUUUCAACAUUUAAAAUCGUUCUAAUUAUUCUUCAUACUCCGGUUUUGACACAGUUACUCUCCAACAGUAUUGCUGUACUGUUCAUUACAUUCCUUAAGUUAUCUUUGUUUUUGUUUUUUGUUAAAACGGACUAAUUGCAGACCAUUCUGAUACUUUGCUUAAUAAAAUGAGGUGGGGUGAAAAUGAA